AUGCGUUGCCUGCGGAUUGGCAAGGACGACGUGUUCAACGACUGGAAGACGGACAUGAAGCGUGCUGCGGCGGUGAAGGACAGCGAGCAAGCUGCCCGGUAUGCAGCCACCGUACGACCAGCCGUGGCACUGGCUCGGUACGUACGAGCUGACAAGAGGAAUGGUAUGCGUCAGAACGAAGAAGGCAACAUGCGUGAUGUCGGUGAUGGCGCAGGACGACAAGGUGGUGCGCGUCGUAGUGGAGAAGGCGCAAUUCUCCGAAGCAGCGACGUGCUUAUUGGUGACAGUGGUGAAGCGCGUGAUGGCAACAGCGUGGAGCAUGACGGUGACGUCGUGUCCAGCGCUGGAGAAGGCGCCAGUGUCAACGUGGUGAAUAAUGACGACGACGCGAGUCUGACGUCAACGGGGUGCGAGAAGGAUAAGGACCAUGAGUAUGACGUGGAGCAAGCGCGAGCAGUUCGACAACUGGCCAAGCAUCAGAAGAAACGAGAGCGAGUGAAGCGAACAUCUGCUGUACGACAAGCGGUAGCCCGUGAAGAUCGAAGACAAGAAGCUGUGGUGUUGGAAUCCCCACAUGAACUCUAG
Molecule: messenger RNA, 585 nt
Organism: Phytophthora nicotianae INRA-310
Lineage: Eukaryota; Oomycota; Peronosporomycetes; Peronosporales; Peronosporaceae
Exons: 1
Coding region: 1-585 (194 amino acids)
Source: RefSeq, a predicted model, not a curated record